AUUUUGUAAAAAUCUUUAUGAGCCCUUUCUUUCCCCACUGUCCUUGGGUUGCGGUACCAGCGGCAAAUAUGUAGCAGGUCGCAAGCAUGCAUGUCGACACCUAAUCGACACAGUAGGUGAAUUUCACACAAGCGACCUUCCAGCUUCCACGGCAUCAGUAUCAUUUAUGGUUCUUGUCGGGACAGUUUCAGAUUCAGUUAGGGACAAAGGCGGUACCGAUCAAACCCGUAGCCCGCCUUUGGCGCUGUUAGUGCUAGCUAGCCCAGAGACGGCGGCGUCAAGCCGACGGUGUUCAUUCUACUGUUUUAGGAAAAAGCUGAAUUGGCUGUCGAGGUACAUGUUGAGGAUGGAUGAGAGGGUUGUCUUGAAAGCGAGUUCUAGGGGUCAUCCGAUACUACUCUUUGCUCGGGGCUCUUUAAGGGUGCUGGAGAUGUUUCUAGACAGGGUGAACAGAUAAAACUUUAUGAAGACGCUAUGUGAGCUAGCACUAGCCCGACACGAAAUCAUAUUGUAUUCAUAUAAUCCAUGAGAGCACAGCACAUCGUAUGUACGCCGUGUGCCAGUCUAAGAUAUAACCAGGGGCCUUACCGCGAAAACCGAAAUUUGCAAAUUGCGGGGAUCUUUCUCUUUCACUCUCACUAAGACGUAAUUAGAGUGAAAUAGAAAUUGACGAGUUUCGAUUUUCGCGGUCAUAGCCCAGACAAUACAGGGCCUGCCCAGACGGAAUGAUCAAGUUGGCCAUUAGAUCAGGAAAAAAUUGGCGUCAAUAUCUCUGACCUUCAUAUUCAUGCGUAUAUUAAACACAUUUGAAACACCAAUUUGAGAUUUAAGCUGGCAACGGCCAAACUGUAUUUGAUUUGGUGGUCUGUUUUUAUUCCUUCAAAUUAUUCAUGGUCAGUGUGUAUCUCUCUAUUAAUUUACUUUUAUGAUAUGGCAACUCUCACAAAACCCUGUGUCAGCUGUCAUCGCGGGAAUUGAUUGAAUCGUUGAAUUAUUUACAGACAGACUACUCAUAUUUUAUCGAAACACAAAUUUCGUUACAGGAAAUGUGUAAAAAAAAUUGAACAUUGUAUUUGUUAAUUUAUAUUUAAAAACAGUAUUAUAAAUUCGUAAUAUUUAACGAUGUUUGAGUGGGCCUAUAGUGGUGCUAACAGAGCUGUUCCCCGAAAUGUGGGGCCCGAGUGCGCAUAUUUUUUAUCGUAUAAUAGGCAAAUAAUUGAAACAAUUAUAGUUACUGCACUGUGCUCAUACAUUUUAGUAAAAACUUAUCCAAAACUGGUUUUACCACAUGAAGAAACUUAUAUUAAAAGUGACAGGGGAGGCAAGAGAUUGCUAGUCAUUCUUUUGGCCUUACUGUGGGGAAUGGAGAUUGGAUUUAAAUUUGCAUCUCGCACUGUAAUAUAUUUGCUGAAUCCAUGUCAUGUUACAACAUUAAUGCAAAUAUAUCUGUUGGCAGCACCACCCAGCAGGACAGUAACUGCAGUUUUUCGCAUACACUUAAACUUGUUAAAUGGGCCUCUAUUAGCUUUUUUAUUUCCUGAAACAGCAUCCCGUCAGAUCCCCGCUGAGGCUGCCCUGUACUGGAUACAACACGGCAUGAUGUGCGUGAUACCAUACUAUCUAUUAAGAAUUGGAGGUGUGUACAAUGUAGAGCCACUUGGUGAUUUCAAUUGGGCAAUUGUUAGUUACUGCCUUAAUCUGUUGUAUCACUUCAUAAUUCUACAAGCUAUAGCAAUACCGGCUCAAGUGAACCUGAACCACAUGAUCUGCCCGGCGCUCCUGGACCCGUUCGACGGGCCGUGGUACCGCGUGGCCGCCGUGCUCCACCAGGCCGUGCUCUGCCCCCUCCUCUGCAAGGCCUACUGCCUCGUCGCUGACUUUUGUCUCACCAAGUUCCCGCCCACGAAGGUCAAACAGCAACUCAAAGACUUACUCCAGGACAGAAAGACAGACGACAUAAAAGACUUGUAGGUGCGUGUCAAAUUCUUUUUGUGACGUUCUUAAGAAAAAGGUACCACGUUGUCGGUUUUCGAUAAAGACGAUCUCUAACGGAGGCAAUCAUGUUAGUAAAAAUGCGCGGAAAAAUCUACAAAUGCAAUUUUCAAGUGGUAAUACACACAAUGACAGCAUGACCUUUAGAGACGAAUCGUCUUAUUUGCACCUUUUAUUAGUUUUGCAACGCUUUAAUGAUAUCCGUCCGUGGUACCUCUUUGUCUGAAAACGACACUUUUAUGGCUGUAACCCCUUUCAGGGUAGCUAGAAUCUCUGUGAAAUUGCCUAAUGUAGUACCUAAAGAACAAUAUUUCAUCGCGUCCAUUUCGUUUGGGUGAUUAUUGUUGAUAAUAAGCUAAAUAAUUAAUAGAUCAUGAUCUCUUAUAAUAGGGAGGCCAACGGAUGGGACUGAAUGCUUUAUCGCUGACGCAGCGACAAGCUUUAUCGCUGUUCUUGGUGUGGUAUUAUUCGAGUAAUCAACAAAAUAGACGUUCGUCAUUUUUUAAAGCAAUCUUUUCCUCAUCAAGUACCGACAUUGUGCGAUAAAGGCGAUAUGAACAAAAUUGUUAAUUAAUCGAGAGUCAAUAGGUAGAAACCCAAUGCCCAAAGAGCAAAGGUUUUUAUGAGUCUAGUUUUCAAUUUUUUAAUAUCGCCGUUUUUAUUAGUAAAUGGUAGUUGCCUCUUUCACCCGAGGAGGCGUUAUAUGUAAAGGUUUUUCAGCCUUUGUAGUCGGCAGACGGUGACUGGCAGUUAUUAAAUGAUUUAAAUUUGGAACUGGCGGUCGCUGUCGGAUGGAAAAGGAUAUGCGGGCCGGCAUUCCAGAAGGAAGAGGCAGCCAUCAAGGCUAGCCGAAUUGUAACGUAGCUAUAUGUUGAAAAUAAAGAUAUAAACUACAACGAAUGUGUGUCAUCCUCCCUGUUAGGUCGAUAUCUUUUACAGUACACACAAUGUACCUACUUCAUUACUUACGAAGAAAAAAAAAACUAAUAAUAUACAUAAUUCAUCCGCGAGUUCGUAUAUUGUUGACUUAAAGGCAUGAAAGGCCCUGAUCCUUUUGGCAUACAGCCACGAUUAAAAAUAGUAUACAAGCUAAUUGUUAUUUGUGUGAAUCAACUUUUUUUGUGUUAUCCUAUCCCGUUGUCCACGGGACAAUACUGGCACAGAUUGUUCGAAGAGAUGUUGUAUGACGAUUUACUUACAUGCUCAGUGGAUGGCCUGUUACACAAUUUCUACCACAAUAAUGCAUGUUUGAUUACAUUAAAAUACCAUAAAAUCAGGAUUUCAAGAAUGGUGGUCCAAGGGACAAAACAAACUAAACAUGACACUAAAAAGUUGAUCCACCCAUUUGUUUUACAAGGGGGCAAAGUUUUCGUUUAACCCCUCGUGCUAAUAUUAAUACCGACUUUACCCGACCAAUAGAAAGAUUCUAAAAUUAAUAAAAGCGGAAUCUCGAGCGUUGCGAGAGUUUCAAGCCACAAUGGUUAAACAAAAUUUGCUACGGAGUGAAACACAACCAAUUUCGCCACGGCAACACAAGUAAAAUACUAUGUCUAAAACGUUAAGAAACAAAUCCAAGUCAAAAGUUAUUAUUGAUUAUAUAUAGUGAUUGCUUCUUCUUCUUGAUUUUUUAUUGGCAGGCCCCGAAAUAGGCUACAAAACAAUUAGAUAUACUGAUAAAUGACGUGUCAAUUUUUAAGUGCAAGUUUAUAAGACAUAAAGUAAAUUCAGCAUAGAAAUCUUAAUGCUGCUGCAUUCUCAGAUAUUUUAUCCUGGGAACAACGGAAUUGCUUGUCGUUGUAUGCGAUUCAGGACUAUAAAAAUCGUGAUUGUGCUAGUUUCUUCAACUUGGCCUCUAGUUUUGUAAACCGACUAUAAAUCUAGCUUGUGUAGGUAGGUAUUAUUUUGUUACGUGUUGAAGUUUGUACUACCAGUUAAUGUAAGUCAAAUUAUACUUAGUAAUGUUUUGAACUUAUGAGCUCGGACGAAAUUAACUGAGUGGAUAGUUAUAUCUGAUUGCAUUAAUGUACAGCCAUCUGCAAUAAUAUCUGACUUUGUCGUUAUGAGUCGAUAAACGUAUAGGUUUAGAAGGGGGUUAGGUUUUAAAGCAGUCACAUCAUCGUAUGCAGAUGAAAAACAGACUUCAUAAGAUUUGGCUCAGAUUUGGUUAGUAAUAGUGUAACAGUAUUGACUUGCCUAAAAUAAGUUUCAUUCGGUAGGUACCGUACCUACACGGUGUUUUCAUAGCUCCCGGUCAAUACAAAUAGAAUACUUGUACUUGUAUAUAGGUACGUAGUCCAACGGACGUAAUGAUAACUCCGUUUAUAAUAUAAUCUACUUACCUAUUAUUUUUACGUCACGAUAUUUUCAUUUUCAGCACUCACCUAAGCUUUAUAGAUUAAUAAUUUGGAUCAAAACCUAAAGCAAGGAUCAGGCCCAGAUGGUCUUGAAAUGUUUAGACAGGGCUGGGAUAUUAUUGUGAAUGACUGUACCCUCAAGUUCCUUUAGACUGUAUUUCGACCCAAGCUGUGCGAGGUAGCUGAGCGGUGUGAGAAUGCGUAGCGAGGCUGUGUAGCGGGCUCUUUUCAAAUAAGCAGGCGGGGUGCGGUGAAGCGAGAGCGGACUUUUUUUAGAGACGUCGGAUUUCGACACUGCGGCAGUAUUGUAGCGCGAUAUUACUGCAUUUCUGCCACAAAUGUCAAAAAUCCCAGCACCGGCAUUACUGCAGAAAAUUAUAUGAAAUUUGAAGUUUCCUGCAGUAAAGUCGCGCUGCAAUACUACUGCAGUCGACUGCAUUACUGCAGAAAAUGUCAAGAUGUCAAUUUGUAGAGAAAUUUAAAUAAAAUUUGACGUUUUCUGCAGUAAUGUCGCGCUGCAAUACUGCUGCUGUCGACUGCAGAAAUAUUGCAGCAUGACAUUACUACCGAUGGCAUUACUAACGUCAAAAACGAUGUUGCUGCCCGGCUGCACUAGUGUCAAGGUGCAAUACAAGUUCAAAUGUCAACUUUAAUGUUUUAAAGCUACUACCCCGCAACACAUUCAUCGCAACACGUUCCUCGCUCACCUUCUCACUUGUUUUGUAUGUACAAAAAACUUCGCUCCGCUAAGCUGUUUCCACUAGAGCUGAGCUGAGCUGAGGUAAAUUAAGCGUUUCUAUUGGUUCACACACAGCUCUCGCUUCGCAUCCUCGCACAUCUUUGGUGGAAACGCACCAACCAGAACAAAUAUCUGGAUCCUACCUUGUACAGCCUGAUGUACAAGCUAAGGAAGAGCUGUACAGGCUGAGGUGAGACGAAGUGACAAGGAGGCUGUUUAGAGUCUGGCUAAAGAAAGUUGAACCCAUGAGUUAACAUUAUCGUUGCGGCAAUUAAUUUAACUUAAUUACUAGUUAAAAUGUCUUCCGACCCAAAUGUCGCAUCGAUCUUGUUAAAUUACGCGGUAGUAUACGAGUUGUCAGUAAACGAGUAGAGAAACCUACUCGCAUUUAUGACAUAGUCGUAAGUAAAUUCGUUAGUCUGACUCUAAUAUCGUUAACAGAAUAUGUUAGCUCCAAUACAAAGGAACUCAAUGUAGAAAUUUACUUAAGCAAAUGGAACAUAAACUAAGGUUCCGUAAUUGUAUGUUAUAGAAAUCAUUAUCUUUAUGCGUUCUUCAUUUUUGGUAAUGUAAUAUUUAGUAAUAAUAUGCUGAAUCAACGUUUUUGUCAGCAAAAUUGGACCUACUAAAAUUAUUCGGUUUUAUGUAAUAUUUUUUCUUAUUAUAUAAAAACAGAUAAACAAGCUACGUAAUGCAAUAUUUAUAUUUAUUUAUUUAAACUUUAUUGCACAAAAUAUAUACAACAAUGUACAAAUGGCGGACUUAAUGCCAAAUGGCAUUCUCUACCAGUCAACCAUAGGGCCAAACAGAGAUACCUAGAAUUGGUGCAGAGAAAAAAAAAAUCGAUUGAAUAAAAAAAAAGCAAACCAUACUUAUAAACUACAUAAAUAAAUAAUAACAAUAAACUACCACAUAUUUAUAGAAAACAUACUAUAAAUAUAAUAAUGAUGGAUAUUAUUCGAGCUCUUGUUUUAGCAAACGCUUAUGUAACAUCCGCUUGAAAGAAAACUUACUUGGAGCUUGUCUAAUAUUUAGAGGGAUUUUUUUAUCAUGAUUUGAUAUUUUAUAACUUGUUUAACCCAGUGACCCAGAGGACAAAGCUGUCCCACACUUUUGUAUGAAAAUAAGGGUUCGUCCACUGGGUCACCCAAUUUUUUAAAUAAACAUUAGACAUAUUUUUAUUUCUGCCGGAUCUGGCAUAUAGUUAUAUUAAGGAUCUUGACUCAUUUUGACCAUGUUACAAAAGUGAAACUAAUAAUGAUUAAGGACAAUUCUUGCAAAAGACAAUAAAAGUUGAUUCACUAAUAGAUACAUAAAUGUUUCACGUUAGGUAUAAUAUAUUAUGUUCGAUUCUAACAAUUGUCCAUAUAUGAGCCUAUUCCUCUUUUCAUACAAAUGUACGCUUUCGUAAAAACUAGUGCCUGUGCAAAUCUUGGGAUUAGUUACCGAGCAGAUCCCAGGCUUCCCAAAAUGCUGGAACAACGCCAGGAAGGUAAUGAUUUAAUGUUGAAACAUUUAGUAUAUACAACUACGGAAACCUUAGGUACCUUUACAUAAACCUAAAAUGCACUUGAUUAUGAUUACAUAGUUUUUGAACACUUACUUGACUUCACAAAAAAUACUCUGUAGAUUACAUAUUUUCAAACACUAGCUUUCUUAUAAUACCUAGGCCUGAAAUAUACCAAUAAGUACCUACAUAAUAAAUAAUCGCCUAAAAUAACUAUUUAAAGCGAUCAAAUGUAUUUGAUAUUAUGCUUUUUGCAUAUAAAACUUAGGAUAGAAAAUUGCGGUGUGACAUCCAGUGUUGGCCGAUCGGUUGUGUAGUAAUCUGAUUUACGUUAGGCUUAGUAUGCCGUUUAUAUAAGUAGAGGUCAUACCGCUAUAAAAUACCUAUAUGGUACUAUAACUGCGCUGGAGGAAGAUCAGUACCAAGGCAUCCUCCCCCUUUAACAAAGUGCAACUUAGUGUGGAUAUUAGCAGUCUUUAUUACGUAUGCGUCUGAUAUGACGCUCGGCCAACACUGCUGAUUAUCAGUAUCAAUUUUAAAUAAAACGGUAUUUUACGCAACAAUCAUGCCAACUAACUAACAUCUUAUCUAGUCAUAGCGAUUCUGAGAACAAUUAACCAUAUUAAGAUAUGUAUUUGUUUGAAUAAAAGUAGUUUGACAGAAAAUUUGAAAGAUUUUAGAUUUAUUUAUAUAAUUGUAUUGAGUAUUAUAUAUACAUUUUUUUUUUUUUAAUUCCGCUACCUAAAGGUUGUCUGGAAGAGAUCGCUUUUUAGCGAUAAGACCGCCUGUUGUUUACCUCUUCUUUAUGUGUUGUAUUAUUUGUACUGUUUCUGUAUUGAGGUGUGCAAUAAAGUAUAUUUGUAUUGUAUUGUAUUGUACAUUGCGGGUAAUAUAGUCAUAAGUCGCCAUCCAGGCUAGUUAUAGCCAGCCGAUCGCCCCAGUCAUGUGGAAUUGAUGUAGCGAUCUUCUGGGUCGCCUUGGUAACGUCGCUUUGCUCAACAAUUGAAAAAUCUGAUGUUUUAAUACUUUUUUGAGUAAAGGCUAUGCUAUGCUAUAAAAUGCAUAGAGGCAGAUCGAGAAAAAUAAAUAUGGAGUUAGGUUAGGACAAGUCGUGGAGUUUUUGCUCUAGAAGGGAGCAAAAAAAAAUAAGAAUCGACAAAAAGAAUUAGUCAAUUAUUGCGCCUUUUGAUGGAUUUUGAUAGUAGAGCACUAUUAUCAAAAUCCAGAAAUUAGUCGGAUUGGUCAUUCACCGCUAAGUUACGAUCGUAGCGCUGUGGCGUAACCGUAAACAUAGGAUUUUGAUUAAUCAAAAUUGCUUCGUAGGACAAAAGCAAAUCGACAAAGUGUCGUGAUUAGCGCUGAAUGGGAUAAGGUGGUCUUCACAUUAACGUGGGAUCAGACGGUUCAUUUUCGUGUUUCAUUAUUCAUCUUUCACUCAAAGUGACACGGCUGAAUACAAAAUGAACCAAAAGUGAAAAAUGAAUUCAUUAGUGAAACAAUCCAACAGUGUUGGAUAUUUUCAUUCGGCAUCUUUCACUCGCACUCCGAAUGAACAAAAAAUUAACAGUGAACGUUCAGUGAAUUUUGCACAAGUGGUAUGAGCAAAAUAUUCUAUUAUUUUAGAAGCAUUUUAAAAAUCAACCACAAAAUUGAUGAGUAUAAAGACAGAACACUCCAGGCAAAUUCUAUAAAAUCUCUAAUUAGUGAUUUAAUACUAGAGUUUAGCGAAGAAGAUAUUAAACAUAAAAUAAAGGCGAUACGGACCCGAUAUAAUGGAAUUGACCAAAAUAGGUCAAUCUAUUAAAAGCGGUUGCUCUUCCGACGAUGUCUAUGUACCGACUUUGCACUGGUUUAAACAUGCAGAAUAUUUAGUCAGUGUGUGCAUCCUACGGAAAAGCACUUCGAAUCUUGUAAGUACAUAUCUAAUUUCCAUAUUUUUUAUCAAACAAAUACCUAUGUAACAAAGGGUGAUUAUAGCCAAUCAUCAAAAUAUUUUCAUUCGGUUUUGUUAAUUCUAGCUCUUAAGAGGCCGUUAUCGAUUUUAGUCGCAAAAUUAUUUUUUUUAAAACAGACUCACUUGAUUAGUAAUGAUUUUUUUUCUGAUGGAUGUUUAGGUAAACGCGCGUAAAGCAGUGAUUUUGUCGAUCUUAUUUGUAAAUUUCGUAAAGUUUGGACUGCUAAAAAUGGUAAUGGUAAACUACAUUUUUGUUAUCAUAAAUUUGAAGUAGUGUAAAUUAAAGUUAGACGAAAUCAAUUUACUCCAGAAAUUACUUCAAUAUAAGUGAAAAUUUCUCUGAAAAUCGACUUAAUUUCAACGUACUCGUAAUUUUGAUAUUUAAACAAUCUACAACUUUUGCUGAAUUUGUUCUUAUACAUCAUUUUGUAUAAUUUACUACAAUAAUUUGUUGAUGAAUUUUUAAAAACUGUCCCUUCUCAUCACAUAUUACCAGGGACGCACGCUUGCGACCUCAUUAUUAAAAGGCAAGAUGAAAAAAUGUGCUAAUAGAAACCAAUACUUGUUAUUUAGAUAUAACGUAACAAAAGGUGUACAAUUUCAACGACUAAAUCUUUCAAUUUUACAAUUUUGCUCUAAAAUCAUUACCGGGCUCUUAACAUAGGUAUCUACUCUUCUUAUCAUGUUCCAUUAUUUAUUAAAUGAUCACAAAUAAAGCUCUUUUCUUAGACGCACAACUUUAUUCGACGCCAUAGUGAAAGAAAAGAGAAAAUGAAUAAUUUUACCAGCGGCCGUGUGAACAUGAAAUGAAUUCACUCAAGUGUACAUUCAUUCGAGUGACUGCCUGGGCUAUAACCGCGAAAAUCGAAGUUCGUCAAUUGCGGGCAUUUUUCUCUGUCACUCUAAUAACGUCUUAGUGAGAGUAAAAGAGAAAGAUCCCCGCAAUUUCGGGUUUCGCGGUAGGCUCUCUGAUCCCACCUUUAUAUACGGAUCCGCACGCCGCGCGCCGCUACGCUGUGCAUGCGAGCGGGACAUCGUUAAUAUCGUUAUAUACGUUCAUAGCGCUGUCACAUUCACACGCCGGAGCUGCGUGCGGAUCCGCAUUAGUGUGAUAUCCGUGUAUGUGAAGGAGUUUUUAAUUGUCAAACGAAAUCUUUCUUUACCCUAAUAAGAUCCGGAUGUGUACCUACUACCUACGCUACUUGGUCUCUCUCCUGGAUAAAAUUUAAAAGAAAAAAUAUACCUUUUUCGAAGUAUUGUGGUAAAAACUAUAUUUUCCAGUGCGUCAUUAUGUUUUGACGGUAAUAAAUGUUAGGUAGGUAAUUUACCUAUACAUAUAUCUAUGUGCUUUCACCAAAGAUUCCUAUUGAAUCAUUUUAUUUUUUAACCAUGAAAAAUAAUCAAUCAGAGAUGUACCUAAUGAUACAAACAUAAGGUAUGUCAAAUUGCUAAAAAAAAAUUUCCGUCGGUUAAUUUCUGUUGUCUGUAACAUAAAUGUUAAAUAAAAAUCGCAGACAUUACCAAAUAAUGUAGGUAGGUACCUACCUUAUUUAUAGCAUGUAAGUAGUUUAUAUUUCAAUAAUGGAUUUUUAUAUCCAAUGGAACAUAAAACAACUGAAGCGUAUAGAUAUUAAACUGCAACCUUCAAAGCAUUUCAUACAACAAUGUGCUCUGCAAACUACCAUUAUGGUCGGUUCUCUGUAAAAAGGCCAGCCAAUGUCAUCCGUAAUAAAAUAAUUAUUUUCAUGGGAUUUCACUCACCUGGCUCACUUAGCCUCGUAAGGCCCAAGGUCCUACCUAUAGGACUUAUUUAGUUCGAUGAAAUUUAAAUCAUAUUCAAUUAGGACAGAGUUGCAUUUGUUUUGUUUCGUAAAAUUUUCAAACAAAAUAAAAUCUACUGUAUUCCGUGCACUAUAGGUUCAAAUUCCAGUGGCAAAUUUUGGAUUUUUCAUUUCUAUGGCUGGGCCUUAAGAGGUUAGAGCCACAUGCCAUAUUCCUACCAUAAUUUUAAACGCUUGAGUUAUCUUUAGAUAAUGCUACCUUUAUUACCCAUAUGUAGGAUGUAUACUGUACCUACUUAUAUUGCCACUUUGCAUUCAAUGUGUUUAAAAACGUAUUCAUUCCACAGAUUUAAUUUUAAUAGGUAUGUUAUAAUAUAGUGUUUUAUGAAGUCAGAGCGAUUUCGCGAUUUUGAAUCUCGAACCUUCUUGUAAGUAAUUUCAUAACCAUAAGGGUUAAAAACUCGAUUUGGAUUUGUACAUGUCAUACUUGUAUAGGUACGCGGGGACUUACGAAUCUAUGCCGUUAUCCCCUUGCUCAGGGACAGUCUAAUUUGUAUUUAUGAAACGGAAGAGAAUGAGAAUAGAUUACUUACUGGCUUUAAAGUGGUAGUCAGAAUGUUUGUUGAAAAGGAAAUUGUGUGUUAGACGUACACCACAUAGAGCUCAAUUAUAUAUCAGAAAUUUAACAUCGGAAUUCUGUGGUCACGGUAUAAAUUCAGAUUCAAAUUGUCUGUGGCACCAGUUUUUUCAUGUGGACAUAAGUUUUUUGUCAUUUUUUUUAUUUUUGAUAUAAGCUUUUAUCGCUGACUGUACUUUUCUUUCAACGGGCAACUAAUACGCAUCUAGACAAUUCUAACAAACCCAAACACAACUAGGUUGCGUUGUUUUAUCACAGAGUUCCUAUGGCCACCCCCUGAGUCCAUCAUCAGUUCAGCUCAAUGGUCCCAUAAUAUUGCAUUGACACCCAACUUACAUAUGCAUGUGAUACCUAUUUCAGCUUAAUCGAAUAAUGGGAAGUGGGUAUAAUUCAGUUUGCAAAAUUAGACCCGGACAAACGUUAGGCACAAACAAGUUAAAUAAAAGCUUGUAAAAUCAGUAAUUCAGCUCGCAGGUCCGCCUUAUACUGAAUAUUACGUGGUGUUUUAUUUUAUUGAUUUUCCAUAUUAUUGUGAUUAUGUACCUAAAUAUAAAUCUUUUACCUACCUUACUAAAUAGCGUCGACGAAAAGAAAUAGCAAGUACCUUGACACUAUACAAUUUUAACACUGAUUUAAAAGGCAGAAUAGAACAUAGAUCGGAUCUAGAUCUGGUUGUGUAGAAAAUUAGGGCAAAUACCUAGUGUACAGAUAAGUAAUGGUUGCGGAAAAUUAUGAAAAAAGUUGGUUUUGAAUUUAGUAUAUCUAGGUUUAAAGUGACUAGUGCGGCCAUAGCGUGGGCGGAGGCAAACACGCAAUUAAUGUUCCGUAUAUUAAAUCCCAAGUAGCAAUACUAUUCUUUUUUUUAAGUUUAAUGGUAGAGGAUGAUUAAUGGUCAUACUCUGCAAGGUGAAUGUAUAGGUUCCGAAAAUGCGAUAAAAAUGUUGGGUGUCGUAUUUUAAGAAAAGGUAAACUCAUUAUUAGUCAUUAUCUACAAAUUUUUCGCAUUAUGGAAAUUUGGUUUCACAGUAAAAAUUGUUGAGUAUUUAAGACCUACUUACCCUAAAAAUGCCUCAGGUAUACCUACUAUUAGGUAACACCAAAAUAUACAUUUUGGUUUCAUAUCCAUAAACUUGAUAAGUACGAGAAAACUCAAUGACGUCUCAACCAGCAGGCGCAUCAAAUUGUAAGUACCUGUAUUUAGGGGGUUAUUACAUCUAUCCUUUUUCAGAACACUUUCUGCUUAGAGGAAUUGAGGAUGGUGUUUCCCUGUCCCUCUUAGCAGCAAGAUAGCAAAUCAGAAAGUGUCCAGCGGUUUCCCUUUUGAGUACUCGUCGUAUGGGACACCAAAUAAAAAGUACUUCCGAAAAAAAGUGUUUUUAUGGCGUCGUAUCUGAGGUCUGGGUUAUUCCCACUAGUUACCACUAAGUUGUUACCAGUGGUAACUACUGGGAUUUUUUUUCCCAGUAGUUACCACUGGUAAAAGGUGGGAAUUUUUUUCCCAGUAGUUACCACCAAAAUGUUGUUAGAGUUCAAUACUAAUAAAAACAGUAGUAAUAGUAUAGUAUAAAUAAUAAUGAGUGCCUUAAUAAAUAAUUAGUAUUUCAGUUAACUGCUUUAAAAGUGAUGAAAAAUAUUACAACAACUGCAAGUGCAUGAAAUUAAAAGUUAAAGAGAAAUUAACAUUUGGUUGAAAUUUAUCUUAUUAAUUGUAAGUUGAAUUCAUUGCAGACGUUAUCUAUGAAACCUAGAUCUUUUGUUAACGGCGCUUACGUCGCACUGCGUAGCGCAGCGUUGUUUUUGGCGUAAGCGCCAUCGACAAUAAGAUCCGUUUAAAUAAAUAAAGUUACAACUAUACAAACGAACAAACAAAUCAGUCAAAGACUGACUAUUUUUGAUCAUUUUUAAGGCAGUUUACUGAAACAGUAAUCGACUUAUAAUUAGAGUAAUAACUUAUAAUUAAUUCAACUUUUAAUUAAUUAUUGAUUAAAGCACUCUAUAUUUAUACUGUUUUUGUUAGUAUUAAACGCUAACUAAAUUUUGGUGGUAACUACUGGGAAAAAAAUCCCAGCUUGUACCAGUGGUAACUACUGGGAAAAAAAUCCCAGUAGUUACCACCAAACCAAGUUCGUGGUAACUAGUGGGAUUUUUUUCCAAGUAGUUACGAGUGGUAAAAGGUGGGAAAUAAAAUCCCAGUAGUUACCACUCGUAACAACUUGGUGGUAACUAGUGUGAUAUAACCCGCGAGGUCUUUGUCUCAAGUGUGGCGUGGCGCUUUGACUUCAUUUAUUAACGCAUAUUAAUUACUACUCAGGGAAUUUAUUAUUCCGGCGAUCGUAACGUCAUACAACCACAAAUGGUACAGAGUUCAAUAAAGUGAGUGCAUUUAGUACAACAAUUUGGUGUUUUGGGGAAACGCCGCUUUUUUAUAUUAGCCGUAUUGUUGUUUUUUAUAUUGUUUACUCUGCUCAUGUAUACUCAGCCAAAAGAUCUAGUAAUGCUACUAACACGACCACAUGUGGCCGCCGCGUAAUUCUUGUGAGCCUGUGAUUGAACGAAAUAAAAUAAUCUACCUAGUUGUCAUAAGAAUUCACUGGUUUGUUAAAUAAAGUAUUGACUAAAAA
This is a messenger RNA of Cydia pomonella (codling moth), 13585 nucleotides long. Its product is annotated as transmembrane protein 164-like. The transcript is spliced from 6 exons. The coding region runs from base 1123 to 1971 and encodes 282 amino acids. The record is from RefSeq and is a predicted model, not a curated record. NCBI's taxonomy places the organism in Eukaryota, Metazoa, Arthropoda, Insecta, Lepidoptera, Tortricidae.